Molecule: messenger RNA, 4708 nt
Organism: Rhineura floridana
Lineage: Eukaryota; Metazoa; Chordata; Lepidosauria; Squamata; Rhineuridae
Gene: ARHGAP6
Product: Rho GTPase activating protein 6
Exons: 13
Coding region: 540-3464 (974 amino acids)
Biological process (GO): signal transduction
Source: RefSeq, a predicted model, not a curated record
CAGCCACAGGACGCUUCUUCUAGAUAGCCUGCGCGGAGAGCCAAGUCUCCACUUCAGGUGGGGGCCCAGUCACGGUCAAACUCGUAAGGACGGCCGGAGAGAUAGACGAGGACCAAGCGCUUGCAUCCUCCUGCCAAAUUAGGCUUUCAUCAUAGAGCAACUCUUGGCAGUAUCAGGGCCAGGACACAGCGAGGGAGGAGGUGAAGAACGCGGCCAUCAACCCAUUGGCAAGAAAGGCGCGCGAGCUCUUAGAGAAGCAGCCGCCUGUUGCUGCGAAAGAAUCUCGUGCCGGCGCUGACAGGGGAACGCAAGGGCGCGCGGUGCCUAAGAGGGGUGGACUCUGACAGGCUCCACGGCAGCGCCGGAAUACUUCCUUCUGCCUAAGUCUUCUCUCCCACCUCAGUGAGAGCAUGCAAUGAGCAGCCCAUCGCAGCGGUCAGGGCAGCGCGGUGGAGGAAGCCGCAGCUGCUUAAAGCGCCACCGGCUGAAGGGAAAGGCAGCACAGGCUGAGCGAGGGUUGCGCCGCCGUCGCCCUCGGGAUGUCGGCGCACAGCCUGCUCAACAGCGUCUUCUCCUGCUCUUCUUCGCCGGCAGCUGGCGCCUCGCCCUCCUCUUCCAAGAGCCUCUCCAAGCGGAGGCUCGGCCAGACCCGCAGCCUGGACCCAGCCGUUAUCGGCCGCUCUAGCGGGGAAGAGGCGGCGGAGAGCUUGGUCCGCGCUCCUCGGGCCAGGGCGGUGGGCAGCCCUUCAGCGGAAUGCUUGGCGGCCUUUUCCUCGCGCGCUCUGCUACGCCCGGCCGGCGGGGGGACGCCGCAGGGCGCCUUCUCGCUCUCCACGCCCAGCACCCCGCUGGAUAAGUCGCCCUCCGGCAGCUUCCACUUCGACUACGAGAGCCCUCGAGGUAAGAGGCACACGGCGUGGGAGCUGCCUUUCCUGGCGCGCGCGCCUUCCGCCUCGGCUCUUAGCAGCGCCCCUGGUGGUGGCGGCGCCAACAGCAUCUUCUUUUCUCCCAGGAAGUGGCUCCAGCAGAGGAAGGGCCAACAUCUGCCCAGCAGUCAUGUCUCCGCCUACAUCGUGUGGAAAUCUGAGGGUGACUUCACUUGGAACAGCAUGUCAGGGCGCAGCGUUCGGCUGAAGUCUGUUCCUAUUCAAAGUCUUUCAGAAUUAGAGCGUGCCCGGUUACAGGAAGUGGCCUUUUAUCAAUUGCAGCAGGACUGUGACUUAGGUUGUCAGAUAACUAUUCCUAAAGAUGGACAAAAGAGGAAGAAAUCAUUACGAAAGAAACUGGAUUCCCUUGGAAAGGAAAAAAACAAAGAUAAAGAAUUCAUACCGCAGGCUUUUGGAAUGCCUUUAUCACAAGUAAUUGCUAAUGAUCGGGCCUACAAAUUGAAACAGGAUACUCAGAGGGAAGAGCAGAGGGAUGUUUCAGAAUUUGUAGCCUCCCUUUUACCAUUUGGGAGUAAAAGACAGAACAAAGAACUCUCAAGCAGUAACUCAUCUCUGAGCUCCACCUCGGAAACACCAAAUGAAUCUACUUCACCUAACACACCAGAGCCAGCUCCAAGGGCAAGGAGGAGAGGUGCAAUGUCUGUGGACUCUAUUACCGAUCUUGAUGACAGUCAAUCUCGAUUGCUAGAAGCCCUACAGCUGUCAUUGCCUGCUGAAGCACAGAGCAAGAAAAAAAAGUCCAGAGACAAGAAACUAAGCCUCAAUCCUAUUUACAGGCAGGUUCCUCGACUUGUAGACAGCUGCUGUCAGCAUUUAGAAAAACAUGGUCUCCAAACAGUGGGAAUAUUCCGAGUUGGUAGCUCAAAAAAGAGAGUAAGACAGUUACGUGAAGAGUUUGAUCGUGGUGUAGAUGUAAUAUUGGAUGAAGAACACAGCAUUCAUGAUGUGGCUGCUUUAUUAAAGGAAUUUCUUCGUGACAUGCCUGAUCCACUCCUUACCAGAGAGCUUUACACUCCUUUUAUCAAUACUCUGUUGUUAGAGCCCCAUGAACAGCUAAAUGCCCUGCAACUUCUUAUUUAUCUUCUACCUCCCUGCAACUGCGACACCUUACAUCGACUCCUUCAGUUCCUUGCCACUGUAGCUAGCCAUGCAGAAGACAAGAUAGACCAAGAUAGCCAGGACAUCCCUGGCAACAAAAUGACAUCACUUAAUUUAGCCACUAUAUUUGGACCUAAUCUGUUGCACAAACAGAAGACAACAGACAAAGAAUUUACAGUUCAAAGUACAGCACGAGCUGAGGAGAGUACUGCAAUCAUUGCUGUUGUACAAAAGAUGAUAGAAAACUAUGAAAUACUUUUCAUGGUCCCUGCUGACCUUCAAAACGAAGUUCUGAUUAGUCUGCUUGAAACUGACCCAGAUGUUGUAGACUAUUUGCUGAGGAGGAAAGCUUCUCAGUCAUCAAGCCCUGAAAUGCUCCAGACAGAAGGUUCAUUCUCCAUGGAAGGCAGGCAUUCAUCCAUAGACUCAAAUAGAGCCUCAAGUGGUGACAUCUCGCCUUACGACAACAACUCCCCAGUGCUCUCUGAACGGUCUCUUUUAACAAUGCAAGAAGACAUGUCCUUCAAUUCAGAGAAGCUAUUCAAAGUACCAGAACAAUUUACAUUGGUCAGCGGUUUGCACCCGAAAUCAAGAGAGAAUUCUCUUGGAUCGUGGCUUGGAAAAGAUGUUUCAGAAGACUAUUUCAACAUCUGGGGAACCUGGCAUUCAACACUGAAAAGUGGUUCCAAAGAUCCAGGAAUGACAGGGUCAUCUGGAGACAUCUAUGAGAGCAGCUCACUGCAGCCAGGGCAGUGCUCUCUUUCUCAAGGGAACCUAUCACUGCCUUCACCUCAGUGGCUGGGGAGCACCACAGAAUUAGACAGUGGAAAACAAAUAAUCCGAAGGAGUCAGACUACGACCGCCCUUCCUGAGUGUCGCCCUCAUCCUCCCCUUUCUCGGAUUUACAGUACCCCACAAAUGGAAGCUGGCAGGAGGAAUUCCACCCAGUCCAAUUUAGAGCAGUAUUUUUCUAUGGGUAACACACAGCACCUUGUGGAGCGUGACUCAGAUACAGCUUGUUUGCACGACACAAUGAAUCCGUUGUACCUGAAGCAGGGCGAAGCGGUUCAGAAAGAUAGGCCUCCACCACCACCUUAUCCUGACAAAGCAAAGCAAAGUUCUUCCUCAUCCCUCCAGCCAACUGUCUCUUCAACAGAGCAUCCACUGUGGAGGGUCCAGAGGCCAGAAUCACGUUCCAGGGCCAUAGGAGCAAGAGUAAUGACACAAGUGCCUGAACAGUCUACUCUGUUUGAGGAGCAACAGGACAAAAUGGGGAGAGAGUACUCUACUACAGACAGUGAGCAAAACAGUAAACAUUUGUCAGAGCCCGAUUGGCAUGACUGGCAAAGGGAUCGAUGGCAGAUUUGGGAGAUUUUAUCACCUGAUAAUCCAGAUGCUCUCCCUGAAACAUUAGUAUGACUAGAUGCCAGCACUGGCCAUGCUUUUCCCAGAUAAGGAAGGAAUGGUAGCGAUGGACUGGAUUCUAGCUUCGUUUUAUACCAAACAAGUGUCAUUUAAUUUUUUUUAAAAAAACAGCUAUGUUCACUUUAUAAAACAAUUUAAUGGUAUUGUAAAAUUAAUGAAUAAAUUUUAUUUCUGGUUUUGCAGUUAUAAGAAGGAAAAAUGAUAUGACAAUUCCAGCCCUAGCCACUCUGUAAAAUAUAAACUGUGUGUAUAUUAAAAACUACAGCCUUGAUGUCGCUAAGAUAUAUUUAUGUAUCUGCAGUCCAGAUGAUUGUAUAUUCUGCAAAAGUUUUUUGUAUGAUAGUAUUGUGCUCAUAUGCAGAAAACAACCAACCUUGGCUGCUUUUUUAAUAAAAAAAAUAAUACUUUAAUCACUGCACUUAUAUUACCACAAGAUGCAUUGAGGCUCUCUUGAAAGUGCACAAGCUGGUUUAUGUGCUUUUAAUUAACCUGUUUGUGGGAGACAUAUAUUUUCACUGCCUAUAAAAAACACUAAUGUGGAAUGAAACCAUUCAUUACAAGCCAUAUAUUUUAUAGUGAGCAAGUUAGAGGGGAAGAGUAUCUACCAUGUUAUUAGCUUGCAAACAAAUUUUUUAAAAUUGAUGCAAUAUGAUAAAAUUUAUAUAUAUUUUAGACUCUAUUAGAAAGCAAUUUAGUUAAUCCUUCAGAAGCAAGGCUGUGCCUACACCAAACAAAGGAAGUUCAAAGUUCCGUGCCCCAUUCCAGAUCAACUGCAAUCUUAUAUACACAGUAUAUAAUAUAUAUUUAUAGAUAUUAUAGUUUUAAAGCAAACUGGAAUCCAAAUUCAAUUAAAGUACUGCUUUUCCUUUGUUAAAAAAGUAACAAAGUAUUAUGGAAAAAUUCUUAUGUACUUUAAGGGACAAGUAUAACUGGAUCCCACAUACAGAUUCCAGAGUGAAUAUGACCAUUUUACACAAAAAAUGUGCCAAAAAGUGCAAUGUCGUAUUUGUUAAAUGUUGAUGUUCAUGCAAAUCAUAAACUACAAAAAUGUUUGGGGCCAGCAGGUGGCAGUACAUUGCCAUUUUGAAGGAUUUCCCCCAUUUAACAAGGGAAAGGUCUAACCUGUGACAUUCUUAUGCAUAUGAUUGUCUUAAUUUUAAUGGUUAAAGACUUAUCCAGUCAUGUACUUAAGUUAUGUCUUGUGCCAUAAGGAUGGAAUAAAGUCUGCUUAAAAAGAA